Aspergillus steynii IBT 23096 is the source of this 1362-nucleotide messenger RNA. Its product is annotated as protein kinase RIO2. The coding region runs from base 54 to 1307 and encodes 417 amino acids. Gene Ontology annotation, cellular component: cytosol; nucleus; preribosome, small subunit precursor. The record is from RefSeq and is a predicted model, not a curated record. NCBI's taxonomy places the organism in Eukaryota, Fungi, Ascomycota, Eurotiomycetes, Eurotiales, Aspergillaceae. Gene Ontology annotation, biological process: protein phosphorylation; maturation of SSU-rRNA. The transcript is spliced from 3 exons. Gene Ontology annotation, molecular function: protein serine/threonine kinase activity; ATP binding.
CUUCAACAAGCUGCUCUUUUUGUCAUAUCCGCAGUAAAAGAGCCCAGAUCACCAUGAAGCUCGACCCCAAAGCCAUCCGAUAUCUCACUUCUGAGGAUUUCCGCGUGCUUUCAGCCGUGGAAACCGGAAGUCGGAAUCACGAAGUCGUCCCGACUCCUUUGAUCGCGCAAAUCUCCGGCCUUCGGGGUGGGAGCGGAGUGCAUCGAGCCAUUUCGAACUUGGCCAAGACAAACCUGAUUGCGAAAGUGAAAAAUGCGAAAUAUGAUGGCUACCGACUCACCUACGGCGGUCUCGAUUAUCUCGCCCUCAAUGCCCACCAAAAGAACAAAUGCAUCUACUCCGUCGGAAACCAAAUCGGAGUCGGCAAGGAAUCAGAUAUCGUCGUGGUCGCAAACAACCAGGGAACGCAGCGCAUCUUGAAAAUCCACCGGUUGGGUCGUAUUUCUUUCCGAUCAGUCAAGACGAACCGGGAUUACUUGCGCAACCGAAGCACGGGAUCGUGGAUGUACAUGUCGCGGCUGGCAGCGAUGAAGGAAUAUGCGUUCAUGAAGGCCCUCCGCGAGAACGGAUUUUCUGUACCGGAGCCCAUUGCGCAGAACCGUCACACGAUCGUAAUGGGCUUGAUCGAUGCUUUCCCCCUCCGUCAGAUCGCCAAGGUCCCUCGGCCGGCGCAACUAUACUCGGAGCUUAUGGAUAUGAUUUUGAAGCUGGCGCGCUACGGACUGAUCCACGGUGAUUUCAACGAGUUCAACCUUCUUAUCAAGGAGGAAGAGGACCCCGAAGCAAAGCGAAAGGCCCCCGCAGAUGCAGAGGAUGACGAGAACAUCAAGCUUACUCCGGUCUUGAUCGAUUUCCCGCAAAUGGUGUCGGUAGACCAUGUCAAUGCGGAGAUGUACUUUGAUCGAGACGUGAACUGCGUCAAGCGAUUUUUCAAGCGCAAGUUUCAUUUCGUGAGCGACGAGCCAGGCCCCUUCUUCGCCGACGCCAAGAAACAACUACGACAGAAUCCCGGGAAGCGAUUGGACGUGGAUGUUGAGGCGUCUGGAUUUUCGAAGAAGAUGGCUCGAGAGCUGGAGGCAUACAUGAAGGAAGUUGGUGCCGACGGUGAUGGAGAGGGUAGCAAGGAAGAAGGAAAGGACAGUGAAGAUGAGGAAGAAGAAGAGGAUGACGUGCAAUCAGGCUCCGAGGGCGAGGCUGCCGGUGACAGUAGCGAAACUGAGCAACCCAAGGAGUCUCAAGCAGACGAGGUCCAUGACAGUGCGCAAAAGCUAGAAAAGUUGCAGGUUUCGGAGUCGUCUGCGCAGUAGGGGCACUGGGAUGAAAAAAAUUCGUUGAAUGAUAAUGACAUGAUGAGCAAUAUAG